Molecule: messenger RNA, 284 nt
Organism: Rotaria sp. Silwood2
Lineage: Eukaryota; Metazoa; Rotifera; Eurotatoria; Philodinida; Philodinidae
Source: the annotation of a GenBank genome assembly
AUGACCGAUAAAACAUUAUUAACAACAGCUAGAAAGGCUAGAUUCGAUGAUUUACCAAAUUUCUCUGGACAUCCUUCUGAGGAUGUCGAACGGUUUUUAAGAAGUGUUAAAAAUAUUACAAAAGCUAAUGAUGAAUCAGAAAAUCAUGAAAUUCUUGAAAUCAUACGUGGUAAAUUAACUCAAUCAGCAGGAUUAUGGUUCGAUAAUAAUGAACAUAAUUUUAAAAAAUGGUCAGAUUUCGAAAUUGCAUUUCGAAAUCGUUAUUUCUCUACAACAAUGAUUCA